Mesoplodon densirostris (Blainville's beaked whale) is the source of this 684-nucleotide messenger RNA. It is a transcript of the gene RNASEH2C, whose product is annotated as ribonuclease H2 subunit C. The transcript is spliced from 4 exons. Bases 65 to 577 code for a protein of 170 amino acids. NCBI's taxonomy places the organism in Eukaryota, Metazoa, Chordata, Mammalia, Artiodactyla, Ziphiidae. The record is from RefSeq and is a predicted model, not a curated record. Gene Ontology annotation, cellular component: ribonuclease H2 complex. Gene Ontology annotation, biological process: RNA catabolic process.
GGCUCCGCGCGCUUUACGCGCCAGCUUUGGCCUUAGCCCGCGAGCAACGGGGUCGCGACGGACAAUGGAAAGCAGCGACGGGGAAGCCGUCGACAAGCGCCGCGUCCACCUGCGCCCUGUUACGCUGCGCGAUCCCGCCCCCGCCUUGCUGCAUCUUCUGCCCUGCGAGGUUCUGGUUAACCGGCCCGCCCCCGUGGGGCUCUUCUUCACCCCGGCCAUCCGCCAGGGUCCCGACGGACUGGAAGUGUCGUUCCGGGGCCGCAGUCUACGCGGCGAGGAGGUGGUGGUGCCGCCCGGCCUCGUGGGAUAUGUGAUGACAGAAGAGAAGGGAGAGGUGUUGCUCGGGGAGCAGGACUUCUCGGAGGGUUUGGAGGAUGACGAGCAAGAGCGGGAACUGGUGGAGCCCCCGGAGGCGCUGGAGCGCGACUUCGACCGCUUUAUCGGAGCCACAGCCAGUUUCAGCAGCUUCACCCUGUGGGGCCUGGAGGCUAUCCCCGGUCCCGAUGCCAAAGUGCGUGGGGCCCUAACCUGGCCCAGCCUCGCUGCAGCGAUUCACGCACAGGUACCCGAGGACUGAGAACCAGAGCUUGAAAUUGAAAGCCACCGAUCCCUUCACCCCAGUAAACCCUUCUUCAAUUUGGAGCCUGAUUCCGUCACCCCAAUAAAGGAGCUCUUCACAGAACA